Telopea speciosissima is the source of this 1011-nucleotide messenger RNA. Its product is annotated as probable pectinesterase 53. Gene Ontology annotation, molecular function: pectinesterase activity. Lineage: Eukaryota; Viridiplantae; Streptophyta; Magnoliopsida; Proteales; Proteaceae. The record is from RefSeq and is a predicted model, not a curated record. The transcript has 4 exons. The annotation marks the transcript as partial. Gene Ontology annotation, biological process: cell wall modification.
UUCAAGCCAAACACACUGUCACACCAAAGGAAUCCGACCGAAGAAGUCGGCAGGGAAGCGUUUAUCACCAAAUAUAACCCAUACCCAAUUUGCAGAACAGCAAUUCAUGAAGUGGGUAAAGUUUGUUGGAAGUCUCAGACACUCCCUGUUCUCCACGGCAAAGAACAAACUCUUCCUUCUUAUACUCUUAUCGUCCAUAAGAACCCCGCAGCUGGAGAUUUUACAACAAUUCAAGCCGCCAUCAAGUCUCUUCCCUUUAUUAAUCUUGUGAGAGUUGUUAUUAAGGUCAAUGCAGGAGUAUAUACGGAGAAAGUGAAUAUACCACCAUUGAAAUCUUUCGUAACCAUAGAAGGAGCAGGUGCUGACAAAACCAUAGUUCAAUCGGGAGAGACAGCUCAAACAAUUGGGUCUAAAGGGCAGCCUAUUGGUAUCUUCAAUUCUGCAACAUUUGCAAUAAAUUCCCCUUAUUUCAUAGCAAAAAACCUUACUUUUAAGAACACAACACCUCUUCCCCCACCAGGAGCUUCUGGAAAGCAAGCAGUAGCACUUAGGAUAUCAGCAGAUACUGCAGCCUUUUGGGGUUGUAAAUUCUUGGGAGCUCAAGAUACACUGUAUGAUCACCUGGGCAGACACUAUUACAAGGAUUGCUAUAUUGAAGGUUCUGUAGAUUUCACCUGGGCAGACACUAUUACACGGGCAUGGGGUACCUUCUCUAGGGUUGUCUUUGCUUAUACAUAUAUGGACGAUAUUAUCCUUCCCAAAGGCUGGUUUAACUGGGGAGACCCCAACAGGGAAAUGACCGUAUUCUAUGGACAGUACAAGUGCACUGGACCAGGAGCAAUCAAUGCAGGAAGAGUUUCAUGGUCGAGAGAAUUGACUGAUGAGGAGGCCAAGCCUUUUAUUUCUCUGAGUUUCAUUGACGGAUCAGAGUGGAUCAAUUUGUUACAGAGGGGUGGCUUCUCUUUCUUAAUUUCUUUGCCCUGCUCCCUAUUACUCCCUUGUGUAAAAUGA